Serpula lacrymans var. lacrymans S7.9 is the source of this 654-nucleotide messenger RNA. RefSeq lists its product as uncharacterized. The record is from RefSeq and is a predicted model, not a curated record. Bases 1 to 654 code for a protein of 217 amino acids. Lineage: Eukaryota; Fungi; Basidiomycota; Agaricomycetes; Boletales; Serpulaceae. The transcript is spliced from 2 exons.
AUGUCACACCUUCGUGUUUGGGGGUACACUGCUUAUGUGCAUGUGCAAAAGGAUAAGAGAGGUGUCUUUGGCUCUCACAUGGAGAAAUGUGUGUUCAUUUUUUCUAUUACUGAAUUUACCCGCUUUACUCCUCAACAAGAACCUUUGAAGCUUACCUCUCAAAGUCCUCUACUCGCUAUAUUUACUAGCGUCUGUCGACCUCAAGCUCAUCGAACCCCUUACUCCCUGCAAGUGCAGAAGGAGACAGGUUUCGUUUUUGUUAUAGUUUAUCGUUGCCUCACAUUCAUUGGUUACCCUGCUGGGUACAAGGGAUGGAAAUUCUAUAAUCCUGAAAGAGCUGACUUUGAUGAGUGCUACUUCCCUGGCUUAAAAAAGACUUCUACCACUGCCAUUCCUACUCCACCUUUUCCACCUUUGCUUCCCAUGCCUUUGGGCCUGGAUGAGGAUGUCCUUGCACCAGGUCCAGGGGGAGACAUUGACCCACCAGCUGUACUUCAGCAACCUCAGCACUUGCCUGAUGAUGGGCCUGAUUUGGACCUUGAUGCAAAACCACCUGUGAAUCAACCUCCUGAGCUUCCAGAUUACCCUCCUCAUUGCUCACCUUCUCCUGACUUGCCUAUUGCACUGAGACGCCACAGAGUCUUGCUCAUUUAG